Molecule: messenger RNA, 2377 nt
Organism: Trifolium pratense (red clover)
Lineage: Eukaryota; Viridiplantae; Streptophyta; Magnoliopsida; Fabales; Fabaceae
Product: protein ENHANCED DOWNY MILDEW 2-like
Exons: 5
Coding region: 413-2071 (552 amino acids)
Source: RefSeq, a predicted model, not a curated record
UGUAUUCCAUUUUGGUAGGCGGUAACUCCUAUUAAUUCACUACUGAGGAUCAUUGCUGCGAGAUUAGUCCUUCUUAGUAACAAGAAGACAAAAUUUGAAGAUUUACUUAAAGUAUUAGUUGAAAGGCAUGAGAUACUACUCAAAAAACCACCCUUGUUGAAAGACGUCUAUCAAUAUCUACCUGCAAAGGAAGGAUAAGUCAUCCACCAUUGGAGACCAACAACUUGAAGGUCAUUAAAUGUGCUUCUGAAUGCUGUGACCGUUUCUAUCAUCCACGCUGUAUUGCAAAGUUACUUCCCCCGGUAGUUAAGCAUGUUGAUGAGAAUCUUGAGAAAAAUAUUACUGAUGGGAAGCCAAGCCCUUUCCUUGUCCCGUUCAUUUUUGCUGUGUCUGUAAAGGAUUGGAAAAUAAGAUGGAACCUGACUUGCAAUUUGCAGUUUGUAACCGUUGUCCAAAGUCGUACCAUCGCAAAUGUUUGCCAAAAGGGAUCACUUUUGAUAGUGUUCAUGUUCAAACAAGGGCUUGGGAAGGUCUUUUGCCAAACAAUCGCAUUCUUAUAUAUUGCUUAAAUCAUAAGAUCAGUGAUAAGCUUGGGACUCCUGUAAGAGAUCAUAUAAAAUUCCCCGACACUAGUGCUGGUGUUCGGGAAAUUAAUACUUCUAAUAAGAGGAUGAAGCCUACAACUAAAGAUAGAGUUAAAUUGAAGAAUGAUGAUGGCGUUGUUAAAUCAUCUGGCAAGAGCACUAGUAAAAUUGGUAGUAAGAAAUCCUCUGAAAAGAUUAUAUCUGGUUCAGAUAUUUCAAGGACACCAGAAUCAAAGGUAAUGUCAAGUGAGUGUUUGACUGAAAACAUAAAGUCAAUCUCAAAGAAUUCGUCUGAAAAGGUAAUUUCUUCAGAUAUUUCAAGGAAACUGGGAUCAAAUAAAAGUUGUUUGACUGAAAGCAAGAAGUCAAUCUCAAAGUUGUCUGGAAAGAUGACUUCUGGUUCAGAUAUUUCAAGGAAACCAAAAUCAAAUGAAAUAUCAAGAAGGCUUUCAACUGAGAACAAGAAGUCGAUCUCAAAGAAAUUUGAAAUGCCCAAGUGUGCUCCAGUGAGUAAAAGCUCUGAGCAAAUCAAGCAUGACAAUCAGGUCGAUGAUGCAGAUAAUCAGACUCUGUCAAUCAAGCCUAUUAGAAGUGUAUUUCCUCCACAUGAUGCUGAUUCAGAGAAGGGUUUGGUGUAUUCAUUUAAAGAAGCUAGAUCCUCAAUACUGUUGGAGGGUGUUACAGAAAAACACAAGUUGGGAGGCGUUGAGGAUAACGUCAUUGCUAUGGGGAAGCUUAAUGACUCGGUCAACUUGACUACCAAACAGGAUAAGGUAAUAGCCCAGGAUCAUGAUCUCUUAGUGUCAACUGAUGAUCAAGAAGAACAAGCAUGUAUAAAUGAAAGUCAGAAAAGAAGCUCACAUCAUUGUAACGUUGACCAGGAGAGUGAAAAGAGACAGGAAUUUAAGAUGGGCAAAUCUUGGAAGACAUCCGGGAAGAGAAAACUAAUUAAGAAAAAUGAUAGAAAAGGACCAGGUGUGUCCUCACAAUUGUUUAAAGACAUAGGCGUGGUCUCACAAGCCAAAAGACAACGGAUAAAUCGAGCCCCUGGGCAUCAGGGAAGAUCUCAAAGUGAGACUGAAAAAGGGACUAGUGUUGCCAGCCCCCUUUCUGAUUGUGGAGUUAAAAAUGCGGAUGAAAACCAAAAUAAGGAAGAAGAGAAGCACAGGAGAGAAUCAAAGGCAAGGCAACAAGUUGGCCCUUCUGGGGUUCAGGAUCCUAACUCUACGCAGAAUGAUCAUCUAUCUGGUCACAAUCCGUCUUGUGCCAAUAAACAUGCACAACUUAGUACAGCAUCCAAAUCAUUAAAUAAGAUGAAUACACCAGCUGCAGAUGAAUCAAACCUUGUUAGGACGGGUUCUCCGACUCCUGAUGCUCCUAUAUUUAGUAGAAACGGCACUUCUGAACGGAUUGUGCCGCCAGGUUUUGCAGCUGGUCCUAAUUAUGAAUUUUCACUCCGCCAUUCAGCAGGUUGGCUCGAAGAGUAGGUUUUGCAUGUUGUACAUUGAAUGAUCAUAAGAGGGAAAUGUGAUGCACAUAAAGAUUUUGGAUUAUGUUCCUCCUAAGUUAGUCAGAUAUCUUACUUCAUUGCUAUCUUUGACCUGUUCCUUUUGAGUAAGCUUUUUUAGCUGGAAAAAUUAUUGGUUUCUCAUUUAAAAUUGAGAAAAUGGCUUGGCUUAAAUGAUGGGAUGGAGAGCAUCUCAACCCAUGUCUAGGCUUUUGAUUCUAGUAAAUUGAUCACUGAUCAGUUUUUUUUUAAGCCUGAUAUUUUUUUAAGUCUAGUUCACAAUGUG